Tribolium madens (black flour beetle) is the source of this 1499-nucleotide messenger RNA. It is a transcript of the gene Upf3, whose product is annotated as regulator of nonsense transcripts 3B. Gene Ontology annotation, molecular function: mRNA binding. The coding region runs from base 49 to 1410 and encodes 453 amino acids. Gene Ontology annotation, cellular component: nucleolus; cytoplasm. Gene Ontology annotation, biological process: nuclear-transcribed mRNA catabolic process, nonsense-mediated decay; positive regulation of translation. NCBI's taxonomy places the organism in Eukaryota, Metazoa, Arthropoda, Insecta, Coleoptera, Tenebrionidae. The record is from RefSeq and is a predicted model, not a curated record. The transcript is spliced from 2 exons.
AGAAAAAGCAAGUGACAAGUGAUAAUUAUAAAAACCGAUUUCACAAUAAUGGCGUUACCCGAGAGUAGCGAGUCUUCAGAAAAAAAACAGUCUGAUUCCAAGGGUCCUGAUAAAAAAGAGAAACUUCUUACAAAAGUGGUAAUCCGUCGUUUGCCCCCAAGCAUGGACCAAGAGACUUUUUUAAAUCAAAUAUCGCCUGUUCCCAGCUACGAUUAUUUUUACAUGGUCAAGGGUGAUGCUAGUUUAGGCGAAAACUCCUUUUCCCGUGCUUACAUCAAUUUUGUGAACCCCAACGAUAUUUACGAUUUUAAGGAAAAAUUUGACAACUACGUUUUCCUGGAUAGUGCUGGCCAUGAAUACGCGGCAGUAGUCGAAUUUGCUGCUUUUCAAAAAAUCCCAAAGAGGCGUAAUAAAGUUAGAGUGGACCCUAAAGUGGGUACUAUUGAAUCAGACCCUUAUUACUUGGAAUUUGUUGAAAUGAUCAAUAAACCCCCUGAACCUGACGAAAAACCUGAGUAUUCCUACCAGAUUACAACGGAAAAUAAAAAUGAAACUAGUACACCUUUGUUGGAAUAUGUUAAAAAUAAAAGAGCAGAAAAAAUGAGAAUUCGCGAAGAGAGGAGAGAAGAGCGGAAACGAAAGGAAUAUGAAAGGAAGAAAUUCCGUGAAGAUGAACGGAGGAAACGAUAUGAAGAAAAAUCGCCCGUGAAGAAUAAAUCCCAGUUUACAAAAGUUGUGAGCCCCAAAGAGAAAAGUGUGGAUAAUAAAGAAGCGGAGAAACGUGAAGGUGAAGAUAAAUCGGCUGAAGAUAAAACACCAGAAAAGGAAGAUCCGGAGAAACAUGAAAAGCCGACCCCUGCAUCAUAUUAUAACAAAAACAGAGAGAAAAAAUAUGAUGACAGGAAGAAAGACCCCAAGAACAAAUAUCCACCUAAGAAGGAUUACAUGGAUAAAAGGGAAUACAAAAGCAGAAGAGACGAUUAUAAAGACUACAAAGAGAGGGACUAUAGGCAAAAAUACGACGAUUACAAAAAAGAAGAGACUAAAGUUUAUCAAAAGAAGGUCAAAAAAUACACGGAGAAGAGGGAGGAAAGAAAAAUUGAGGCACAAAAGAGACUUGAGCAGCAACAGGAAAACACUGCGAAACCAGAAGAAAACGUAAAAUCAGAGCAACAACCUAAAGAAAGCCCAAGUAAAAAGGAGGUAAUAUUACCCACCAAUGAAACAAGUCAAGAAACAUCUGCUAAGUCAACUGAGAAAUCAAAAUCAACAAAGGAAAGUGAUGCGCAAUCUCAGAAACGGAUUAGGAACAAAGACAGGCCCACGAUUGCUAUUUACAGGCCCGGAAUGUUAUCAAAACGGAAGCAGAAUGAAGGAGAAAGUGAACAUAAAGAAAACAAAAAAGAAUAAAUUUUUAUUUUAUUUUUUAGUUAAAUAAUGUUUGUUUAUUUUGGUAUAUUAUAUUGUUCUUUUUGUUUGCCAAUAAACCUUUUUCUGUU